Messenger RNA from Haliotis rufescens (red abalone), 2240 nucleotides. RefSeq lists its product as uncharacterized. The transcript is spliced from 3 exons. Lineage: Eukaryota; Metazoa; Mollusca; Gastropoda; Lepetellida; Haliotidae. The record is from RefSeq and is a predicted model, not a curated record. Gene Ontology annotation, cellular component: nucleus; cullin-RING ubiquitin ligase complex. Gene Ontology annotation, biological process: positive regulation of proteasomal ubiquitin-dependent protein catabolic process; protein ubiquitination. Gene Ontology annotation, molecular function: ubiquitin protein ligase binding; ubiquitin-like ligase-substrate adaptor activity. The coding region runs from base 116 to 1675 and encodes 519 amino acids.
UCGUGAUAUCAUCGCGGGAAGGGCGUUGUCCUCAGCUGAAUUUAAUGUGGCGAAGACACGUGCCUCUAUGAGAAGGAGGGUUGGGUACUUAGCCUGAAGUGUUCAAAGGUCGGCAAUGUGGUCCCGUACCUUGAUUGUAGCACUGGUUGUUCUGGCGAUACUGGCGUCAUCAGACGCACAAAGAAGAAGACGCAGAAGAAACAGGAACAGGAGCAGAAGCAGAGGAAGUCGCAACAAUGAACGCAACAAUGAUCGCAACGUCAUCAUAAUCGUUCCCAAUAACAGGAACCGCGGCACCAAUCAGAAUGCUGGAAAUAACGCAGGAGGAAUAUUCGAUUCAGCAGGUGGCGGUACCGGGCCAAUUGUUCCCCCUGGGUUCGAAGGAGUUCCAAGAAGUGGUGGCCUUGGUGGCCCUCCCACUUCUCCUCCUAAUCCCCCACCGCCAGCCCCCGCCCCUACAAACAACUUGUUUGGUGGAAAUUCUGGUCCCGGGAGUCCAGGUAGUCCAGGUAGUCCAGGGAGUUCCGGGAGUUCCGGGAGUUCCGGGAGUUCCGGGAGCAUAGCUGAUCUGUUUGGCUCAUUAUCAACUUCAAACAGUUCCCCGUUUAAUAGUCCAAAUCAACCACCCACGAAUAAUAUUGCAACUUUACUGGGGGGUUCUCCAAGUUUAGGCUUAUCUGGUGGAGGACCACCUUCACCAGCAUUGACCAGGCAAAACAAUGGUCCGCCUCUGUUUGGUCCUGAUCCAACUUCUCUUCCUCAAGGUGGUCCUCCUAGCGUCGCUCCACGUUUUGAUUUACUCCCCAGUGGCCCUGGUCCACUAAACCUACCCCUGGACCCCGGGCCCCCGGGUGGAAAUAUGUUUGGACCCCCACCGCCGCCACAACAACCAGGGAACCCCUCAACAGGAAACAACCUUUUCGGUGGUCAACAACAGCAACAACAGCAGCAACAGUUCCAAGGAGGACCAAACCCUGUGCAGCAGCAACAGCAGCAACAACAGCAGCAGCGACAGUUCCAAGGAGGACCAAACCCUGUGCAGCAGCAACAGCAGCAGCAGCAGCAGCAGCAACAAAGACCUGACUUCGUACAACAGCAAAGACAGCAGCAAUUUCAGGGUGGGCCAAACUUUGGACAACAACAGCAACAACAACAACAGCAACGCUUCCAAGGUAGACCAGAUUUUCCUCCACAGCAGCAGCAACAACAGCAAAUACCAAAUAAUAUUCAACAGCAGCAACAACAACAGCAACAACAACAAAGACCAAAUGAUAAUAUUCAACAGCAGCAGCAACAACAGUUUCAAGGAUUCAACCAGGUUCAACAACAACAACAACAACAACAACAGCAGCAGCAGCAACAACAACAACAACAACAAGCACCACCCAAUUUCCUACAAGGACUGACAAAUGCACUAGGUGGCGGUCCAAUUGCAAUCUCUGCACCAGGAUUGAAUCCAUCUAACGUAUUGCAAGCACUCGUACCCGAUCUGGGUAUGUCAAUGCCAGGUCAGUCACCGUUUGGAGGUCCAGCUAGUCCAGGUCUUCCUCCGCAACCUAUUUCACCAUCAUCUCCAGGACAAAGCCAGUUUUCUGACUUAGCGGUUAUGAAUAUCAUGCAGCAACAACAACGCCAGAGUCGAAUGAUGGAGUCUUUACUGUUCAACAGCAUGUGAUGGGAGAACUUUUGUCAUGGUAUAGUUGCAUCACUACAAGUGCGAGUUGACUUUCAAAAUCACAUUUUGCAGUUGCGCAUAUAUUCAUUCAUGUGUGGGUUAUAUAUUAAUGGCGUGUGAAACGACUAAGGAAACCUAAUAAAUGUAUUUUAAUUAAUAUCUUUGCAGUAUAAUGCUCUUGUUUCAUAUUUGGGUGAUGAUGUACAGUAUGCAAUACACUCCGUAUAUCCCUAUUUACGUGGAACUUUCAAACUUAAACCCCCGAACCCCUUACAGAAAAUAAAAGUAAAUAAAAUUAAAAUAAUUUUCUUUAGGAAAAACAUCAUGAUUCUGAAAUGACAAAGCAAGAUAUCCAGAUAUGGCUGGGGUUACUGCCCUUUAACUUUCAACACUGCAUUGUCACGAAACUCAUUGCAGAAAUCUAUCUUUAUACAAAAUAUUCCAAUACAAAUGUUUUCGGGUCGGCAGUGAUGUUUGGUUGGUAAAAAACCCCAUUGUUUCCCAGUUUCUCAGUAUCUUGGUUAGGAGGAUCAACCAAUUGAAAUAAAUAUGGCCUUAUUGACAA